This is a messenger RNA of Danio aesculapii, 4819 nucleotides long. It is a transcript of the gene tlr5a, whose product is annotated as toll-like receptor 5a. The coding region runs from base 282 to 2927 and encodes 881 amino acids. NCBI's taxonomy places the organism in Eukaryota, Metazoa, Chordata, Actinopteri, Cypriniformes, Danionidae. Gene Ontology annotation, molecular function: protein binding; transmembrane signaling receptor activity. Gene Ontology annotation, biological process: immune response; toll-like receptor signaling pathway; inflammatory response. Gene Ontology annotation, cellular component: membrane. The transcript is spliced from 2 exons. The record is from RefSeq and is a predicted model, not a curated record.
UUUGUUUGGGUGAGGUGAAGACGAGAAAAAGACUUGCAAAUGUACUGAAUCUCGCACAAAUCCGUGAUUGUUUGCUUACUUGCACUUGAAGAAUCCCUUACCGGAAAAUGAGUCACAGUGUCAGAAAGUUAUUUCCUAUUUCAGAAAAGUUGGGAAACACAGGCCAAACCAAGAGAGAGAGAACAGAAGAGAAACCCGCACGCAUCUCUGAUGUAUUCAGUAUGACGGCAGAAACGGUUAAAAAGGGCAAUAUGGAUUAAUGGGCGAACAGAGAUUCCAGAAUGGCAGCUACAUACACUUUAUUUUUGACGCUAUUAUGCAUUUGGACUCAAAUAGUGAAAUCCACCUCAGUGUGUUCAACUGAUGGCUACAUCGCUUUCUGCAUGGACAGAGGUCUUCAAGAGGUGCCAGAGCUGCCCAUUUAUAUAACUAUCAUGGAUCUGAGUAAAAACAGAAUUGCUGAACUCAAUCAAACAUCUUUUUCUCAUGUAGAAGCUCUGGAAGUCCUCAUACUGAUGGAUCAAACACCAGGACUUGUGAUCAGACGCAAUUCAUUCAUGAGGCUCUCUAAUUUAACAUCACUUCAGUUAGACUACAACCCCCUCCUGCAGAUAGAUGCAGGAGCAUUCAGUGGAUUAUCCAACCUUAAAAAUCUCACUCUCACUCAGUGCGGUUUAGAUGAUUCCCUUCUCUCUGGUAACUUCCUCAAACCUCUGAUGUCUCUUGAGAUGCUUGAUUUAAGUGGUAACAACAUUCAGAGAGUCCAGCCAGCUUCGUUCUUCCUUAAUAUGAGGCGAUUUCAUGUGCUGGAUCUGACUUACAACAAAGUGAAGAGCAUCUGUGAGGAAGACCUGCUUAACUUUCAGGGUAAACAUUUCACACUCCUCAGACUGUCCUCCAUAACACUGCAAGACAUGAAUGAGUACUGGUUAGGAUGGGAGAAAUGUGGAAACCCAUUUAGGAACAUUUCAAUAACAACAUUGGAUCUAUCUGGAAACGGCUUUAACGUUGAGAUGGCAAAGAGAUUUUUUGAUGCAAUCGCCAGUACCAAAAUCCAAAGUCUCAUCAUCAGUAACACCUACAGAAUUGGCAAAUCUUCUGGCGCUAAUUCGAAAGAUCCAGACAAAUCGACAUUCAGUGGUCUUGAGUCGAGUGGUAUUAAGAGUUUUGAUCUGUCCAAUUCAAGCAUUUUUGCUCUCACGUAUUCUGUAUUUAGUUAUCUGUCAGAUCUAGAACAAAUCACAUUAGCUGAAAGUCAGAUCAACAAGAUUGAAAACAACGCAUUUUUGGGUAUGACAAGCUUGUUAAAGCUAAACCUGUCCAAAAACUUCCUCGGGUACAUUGAUUUUAGAACAUUUCAGAAUCUAGAGGAACUCGAGGUGCUUGAUUUGUCUUACAAUCAUAUUUGGAGACUUGGAUCUCAGUCAUUUCAAGGACUUCCAAAUCUACUCAGUCUAAACCUAACAGGAAAUUCUGUUGUACAUGUAUAUACAUUUGCAAGUCUACCAAAGUUGGAAAAGCUCUACUUGGGUGACAACAACAUUCAAUACGUGUCCGAAAUACCCAACAUAGCCAAACAUCUCAAAACCCUUGACUUGCAGUUUAACCAAAUAGCAUCCAUGUCAGAGCUCUACACAAUACUAGAUGAACUUCCUCAAAUUGAGGAAAUAGUUUUUCGAGGGAAUCAGCUUCUUUAUUGUCCUCAUGACACCCAUGAUGUGAUAUCACAACACAUACAAGUCCUUGAUCUAUCAUUCGCAGGUUUGCAAAUGAUCUGGUCAGAAGGAAAAUGUGUAAACGUGUUUGACAAUCUCCACCAGCUAGAAGUGCUUCAUUUGAGUUCCAACUUGCUGCAGUCACUUCCCAAAGACAUCUUCAAAGACCUUACAUCGUUGUUCGUUUUAGAUUUGUCUUUCAACUCAUUGAAAUACCUUCCUACUGACGUAUUCCCCAAAAGUCUUCAAGUUCUUCAUCUCGACUAUAAUUCGAUUUAUUCAGUAGAUCCAAAUCUCUUCAGCACCCUCAGCUACCUCAGCCUGAUGAAUAACGAUUUCCGAUGUGAUUGUGACUUGAAGGAUUUCCAAACAUGGCUAAAUCAAACCAACGUAACCUUCGUUCACUCUAUUGAGGAUGUGACGUGUGCCAGUCCUGAGGAUCAGUACAUGGUUCCGGUUGUAAAAUCCAGCAUACAAUGUGAGGAUGAAGAGGAGGAGAGAAGAAUUAAAGAACUAAGACUUGUGCUUUUUAUUGUCUGCACUGUAUUGAUUAUAUUAAUCACCGCCAGCACCAUUGUUUACAUUAGUCGACGCGGCUACAUCUUUAAGAUAUACAAAAAACUCAUUGGCAAAUUUGACUAUAAACCUCAAGAGGAGCCUGAUCCUGAUAGAUUUUUGUACGAUGUGUAUCUGUGUUUCAGUUCUAAAGACAUAAAGUGGGUAGAAAGAGCGUUGUUGAAGAGGCUGGACUCUCAGUUUUCAGAGCACAACACACUCCGCUGCUGCUUUGAGGAGCGAGACUUCAUCCCCGGGGAGGACCAUCUUACUAAUAUGAGAAGUGCCAUCCAGAAUAGUCGAAAAACCAUUUGCGUGGUGUCCAAACACUUCCUGAAGGACGGCUGGUGUUUAGAAACAUUCACCCUGGCACAGUGUAGGAUGUUAGUGGAGCUAAAGGACAUUCUGGUGGUGCUGGUUGUAGGAAACAUACCGCAGUACAGGCUACUAAAGUAUGAACAACUGAGAUCCUUCAUUGAGAACAGAAGUUACCUUGUGUGGCCUGAUGAUGGUCAAGACUUGGAGUGGUUUUAUGACCAACUUCUGCAUAAGAUCAUCAGAAACACUAAGGUUAAACAAAUAUAUGAUACAGAAAAAGACAAGGUGGAUGAAAACAACCCUGAAGCAGCAAAUGUUCAAGCAGACACUGCAGUUUAACUAUGAAGUGUUUUUCCUUCACUUUCGUCAAUUGGUGAAGUUGGUUCCUCGCCACUGGCUUGCUUGGUUUGGGACUUGUGGAGCUGCGCAUUGAUGCAUUUGCUCUUCAGUGUUUGGACUUUCACCAGUGAAAUUAAACCACCCUGAACUGAACUUUAACUCUGAAAGCUGGACUGACACAGUUUCAAUUUACUAGAACUUCUACGUUAAGCUGCUUUGACACAAUCUACAUUGUAAAAGCGCUAUAGAAAUAAACAUGAAUUAAAUUAUGAAGGACAGCGGUACGAAUGCUUUCACAGAUACCUGGUUUUGCUCCAGGAGAUGUUUUCAGUUGUCCAGCGGUUGACCUUCUCUGUUUUGGACACCUACAAUAAUGAAGUGUAAAAGUUAAAAUUCUUCUAUUAAUUACACAUCCUUAUGUUGUUCUAGUCCCUUGAGGCCUUCAUCCAGCUAUUAAACACAAGUUAAGAUAUUAGAUGAAAUCAGAGAGCUCUCUUAUCCUCCAUUGACAGCAACGGUCCAGAAAUGUUGAGAGUCUAAAAAGGAACCAAAAACAUGAUCAACACACUCAAUGUUCCUUCAGUGGUUCAACUAAUAAAAUGAAGCUCCAAGAACACUUUUGUGCACCAAAAAAAUGUAAAAAGUGAGUUAAAAAAUAAUUCAGAGUUCAUAUAGUAGUCCAAGAGGCAAAAUGUAUUUUCUUUGUGUUUUAGCUUUGUACGCAAAUACAAGUGAAACCACUUGUGUUUAUAGACGCCCUCAUAAACAACAGUAGAGGACAUACAGCAGAUCAUGUUCUUCUUCUUAGUAUGUGGCUGUUUGGGACAAGAUGACAAGGUUUAUUUAAAUUUGGGUGAACCAUGGUUUAUUGCUUCGUGGGGUCACUGUAUUGAAACACGUAUAUAGCCAUGUUUCGACUGUGUAUUUAAAAAUGGUGCUUCCCAUGUUGUCAUUUCCUUUAUUUGUAGUAGACACUGGUGAUAAUUCUCUGUAAAUCAUUAGCAUUCAGCAGCGAGUCUGGCUCCACACUUUUGGUACCGUUCUGUUGUGCUAGGUACGCUUUGGAAAGGGUGGCAAAGAACUGGUAUAGUACAGCUAACUUUUUGUGACACCUUUGGAAAUGGGCAUAAAUACAUACCGUAUUCUACCGCUAAGAGGAAAUGGCCAAUAAAAUCAGCAGUGCGAGAUGCAAGCAUUGUAUUGCCUGUAAUAAAUGCACACCCUAAACUGACGAGGAAGAUAUUUUUACAGUUUUUGGUCCACAAAAGUGUUCUUGGAGCUUCUUAUGAUUACAGAAGUCACGUUGAGCGAUUUUGACUACGGUUUUGGCUCCUUGAGUAUCUUAGGACCCUUGCUGUCUAUGGAGGAUGAGAGAGCUCCUGGAUUUCAUCUAAAAUGCCUUAAUUCAUAAGUCUCAAACUGGAUUCCCGGAGGGCCGCAGCUCUGCACAGUUUAGCUCCAACCCUAAUCAAACACAGCUGAUCCAACUAAUCAAGGUGUUCAAGACUACUAGAGACUAUUAAGCAGGUGUGAGUUGGAGCUAAACUAUGCAGAGCUGCGGCCUUCCAGCAAUUGAGUUUGACCAUUGCCUUAAUUUGUGUUUUGAAGAUAAAGGAAUCUCAGGGGAUUGAGGGUGAGUACUUUCCAUGGUUUCAUUUUUUGGGAGAACUAACCUUGUAAACUCAAUACUGAUUAUUCGGUCAUAGAAGUUUAUUUUGUAUUAUGCAAAAUGUGAAGUUAUGUGUGAGAUUUUAGAUUGAUCUUGAAUGAGAUAUUUAAAUUAACACUGUAAUUGCUUGAACAUUUCUGUUAUGUGAUAUGUUUGUUGUUUAGUAUUCCAAGACUGCACAUGAAAUUGAAUCAAUGAUACUAUGCACAAUUUACACCACCUG